GUUAAUUAGUCAUCAAAUAUCCCAUGAGUGUGCAUGUAUGUGUGAAUUGUCCUGAACAGGAAAAGUGGUUACCGAAAAUGGAUAAAUGGAUUAUUUCAGGUUCACUGAACACUGCUGAAUAUGCCCUAAAUUCCAAUCAUUAAACUUCUUUAGAACCAGAGAUAUAGUGUAAAUGUAGAACCAGGCUGGGGCCACAGCUUUGAUUACAGUUUCCUAUUUCACUAUUACUUCUAUGAUCAUCAUUAUACAACUUCAGUACCUGCUAUUAUAAUUGCAGGACAUUCACAUAGUAACAGCUUCACUCCAAGCAUAGUUUAAUCAGCAGAUGUUCUGAACCAAAUGUCUCUGGAACCGUGGGAGAAAAGCGGAAUAUAUUCUGGAAACCUAAACAGGCAUGGGGACAAUAAACAAACUCUUACCAUCAAUAACUGGUUCUAUAGUGUUUGGUUGUCACAUCCCCUUUACACACAGAAGGCCCUGGGUUUGAGUCCCUGAGUUCUGUAAUGUGGUUUCCUGCUUUAGCAAAUGAAGACAAAUAUAUUAUGUGCAAAUUGCUUUGUUGGUAACGCCACAUAGUAGCUUGCCUGUUAUUGUGAGAUCCUCGGCUUUGUGGAUUAGGAGACUCUGCCUCUAAACAGGAGGUUGCUGGUUUAAACCCCUGGCUUGGUAAAGUGAUUUUGCUGUUGGCCACUAAACAAGGCCCUUAACCCCAGUUAUUUCAGGCAUUAUUUUUUUAGUAGUAGUACUCAUACUACCUCAUCCUAAAUUAAACACAUUAAUCCACAGUGAUGGGUAAAAAAAAUCAGUGUAAGUUAAAACAUUACGAGUUGACAAAGUGCGUUAGUAUAUUAACAUAAAAGAUGAGUAGGGAUCUCAAAGUAGCAUGCUAAGAGAAUCUUGAAAGAAGCUCAUAAUACGAGACAUACCAUGGAUGGGACUUAAAUAAAUGCUGCCUUGCCACUUUUUUCUGGUUUAUGUUUGCAGUAUAUCUGGAAAACUUUUCUUCUUUUCUUGGUUGUUUCUAAUUUUGUAUCAGAUCCAAAUGUGCUUAAAAUGCACCAGGCCUGUUAGGGCACCCAAGACACAAUGCAUAUGCAAUGCAUUUACUUUAUUUACCACUCACUUUUGUCCAAAGUGACACACAAGUGAAGCAGAUUACACUUAUGGCUGUCAAAGAAUCAUCGAGGCAUAAGUGCAGUUAGGCUGUGCUUCCAGUGAGUGCCCUGGUACAAGUGUAAGCAGUAUUGGACCUUUCAAACAGCAAAAAGCUAAUAAGACAACUAUUUAAAUUAGCGGAAACUGCAUUCAAGGAACACAGAGCGGGUAAGCUGGAAGAGGUAUUCUUGGAACAGAUGGGUCUUGAACAGAAUUGAUUGGCCAGCCCAAGCGUGGAGCCCAGGUCCUUCAUCUCUGCAGCAGUAUUCUCUAACCAGCUGAGCUCUGCAGGCUUUUGGCUGCUUGUGCUGGGGAACAUAUUCUUUUGGGGAACUGCAGUUUAGCAAUAUAGUACAAAUGCUUCUUAUCAGGAUCACCAGCUGUCCAGCAUGAUGGGCCACCAGAAGGGGCAGAGACCACUUGGGAUAUUGACCUGCAUGUCUUAAAUAAUCCAAUUAAACACGCUGUUAGGGGAAUGGAGCUGAGUGAUGAAAAGUUAUCUUAUCACAGCACAUAAAAGGUCAAGCGUAUGAUGUUUCACAGGUCAGCUAUUCUCAGCAAGUGGUUUGAGUCUCUGUGUAAGGCAUUUUGAGUAAAAAUAUCUUCAAUGAAACAUUACAAUGCAAUAGAGAGUAUAUGGAAGAAACAAAGUUGCUUUGCAUGGUGUAUGUACAGUCCUUCUGGUCUUCUGCAUUGCAGACUUGAAACAUCAGAGCUGUUUAGUAAACGUCACAUGCCAUGAUCACCAGUGAUACAAUAGAAAAAAUGCUUUGGAGCCAUAACUAAUCUUGAUUUUCUCGUUCUGAGCUGAACCACACAGGCACAUGUUGAAUCUCAUUAUGUUUAUUUUUCCACGGUACUGGGGUGUAUGCAUUUGGAGCCACUGCUGAUGUCAUUGUCUUUAUUUGACCAAGUUCCAUUAACAUGCUGCAUGACAUUAAGUUAUCUUAACAGUGUAUACUGCAAAGUAUUCAUUUUUCCUCCUUUGACCAGUUAUUAUUCUAUAAUAAAGGGUUACUGCUGCAUUUUCAGCUGAUUUAUAUAGAAUCUACGUUACGUUACAGUUAUAAAAGCUACCAUCGGCGUGGCCACUGUAAGCUCUGCGUACGAUCGAUGCAGAGGUAUGAAUCAACCUUUGUGUUGCAAGUAUGGGUCUUUAUAUGAUGUGCGUGUUAUAUACAUACACAUACACAUUAUUAUAUAUAAUAUUCUCUCUCCAAUGCCAAUCCUUUACAGUUACGGCCAUGUGAAUUCUAGCUGUUAAAAAUCCACCCAGCCACCACCCAUUUCAACUUCAACUACAAAAUGACCACACCUCGAAUCUUCUACCACACCAGCUCAGGGACACACUGGAAGCAUUUAUAUCACUUCAUUUACCAAAAUCUGUACUUGUAGAGAGACCAAAAGAAAACAACGACAGGACGGCAGGAGACUUGGAAUCGAUCGUGCAGCAGCACUUUGAUCUGCGUAUAAUUUCUUUCCAACAUUUAGAAUCAUACACCGCAGGGACCGCGCUAUUUCUUUGUUUCUUUAUUUAUUGUCCACAUGGGGAAAAUGGGUUGGGGCAUAAUUACAUUAGAAAUGUCUCACAGAACAAAUAAAACAAUAAAAAAGACCUCGAGUGAAUAACACCCACAACAAGAGACAGAAAAUUCACCGUUCUGUGGUACAAAGCUUUACAAAAGUAGAGAAUAGUAAUACGACCGCACACAUUAAUCAGGAAAAAAAAUCCAUAAUACCUUCGACAUUUUCCCUGUUGACUAAUAAAUUGCCUAGACCUAUUGUCGCUGAAUUGAAGGGAAAUCUGUAUAAUAAGAAUAUGAAACUGAGAAAAAUACAGUUUUCACUUUUCAUGUGAUAGUGAUCAGCAAUAUUCCUUCACGCUCCCUUCAUUUAAAACUACAGGUACAGGUGGAAUUUUGCGAUUUUAUUAAUGUCCAUUUCAGUUGUUUGGGCCAACCUUGAAUAAGACAGUAUUUUGUAAGAGCACGGUACUGUGGUGUACUGGUGUUGCACAAUCUAGUUUUCCCUAAUUCGAGACCACUGUUAAACCCAAAAGUUUGUACUCCGAAAUGACCCACCUCGCUGAAAUCAGUUACACGGAAUUUCGCGACAGUUGGGAUAAUCGUCACUAUUAGCCUACCUGAAGAAAUACAGAGUUGACAAGUAGCCAAAUUGUAAUUACAAUAUAACGAUCACGGGGGAAUGCACCACCACCCAUCCGAUUACCAUGGUGAAGGGUCCAACACCAUAAAAGAGUAAUUCCAUCUCACCUUCACCCCACUCACUUAAUCAUCUUCUCCUCUGCAGGAUACGUAUCACACACUCUGGACCUGUUAAGCUGUUGCGCUUGUUGCAGCAGCAGCAAUCGGCUCUGCAUUGCGCCACUCCCAAGACCAUUUAGCGCCUCCUUAAAGUCCUUAAACUGCGCUCAAGACAGACAUCGCACCCAGUUCAAAAGUUAUUCAGGCUCGCUGAAGUGGACGUGAUCAAGAGACAGCGAUCGUUCAACGAGAUACAGACUCACGUCCUGAGGCAUUCUUUGGAUGUGUAACCUUAAAGAUAACAGAAACGGUGGGAGUGGGAGUAAUUGGACGGGGCAUCCACGUAGGGGAAAAAUAAUUUGACAUGCCGGAAUUCAUCUGAUAUUAUGAUAAAAAGAUCAUAACUGAACUGCACACAACAGGUUAAUUACUUAAAAUUGAACUGAUCUAAUGAUCAGUGUUUUAUCCUGUAUUGGACGCAUUUGAAUCUAUUCCCUUAGAAUGAGUACAGUAGCGGCACAAAGUGCGGCCACACUUAUAUUUAUGUGGGGCUAUUGUGCGCUGUGUGAGUCUUUUUUUACCAACUUCACUUUUAACGAGGACUUACACUACAGCUUCGUGGAGCGGCGCCUCCGCAGUCAGGAGCGCAGGGACAUGCAGCGAGAGAUCCUUUCCAUCCUCGGGCUACCGCACCGGCCGCGGCCGCAUCUCCAUGAGAAGCGCAGCGCUGCGCCCCUCUUCAUGCUGGACCUGUACAAUGUCAUCUCCACCGACGGACGGCAGGAUCUGCACCCAUACAAGCCCGUCUUUACCACCCAAGAACCGCCGAUCGCCUCUCUACAGGACAGCAACUUUCUCAGCAACGCCGACAUGGUCAUGAGUUUUGUCGACUUGGUGGAGCAUGACAGAAAGUCCUUCCCUGUACGGCGUCACCACAGGGAGUUCCGCUUCAACCUGUCACAGAUCCCCGAGGGGGGCGCCGUCACCGCUGCAGAAUUCCGCAUCUACAAGGACUUUGUCCACGAGCACUUUGAGAACGAGACCUUCCGUGUCACAAUCUACCAGGUGCUGCAGGAGCACUCAAACAGGGAGCCAGAAUUACUGCUGCUGGACUCACGAGUCACCUGGGCUGCAGAAGAAGGUUGGCUGGUGUUUGACAUCACUGCCACCAGUAAGCACUGGGCCCUCCACCCAGGAUGGGACCUGGUCCUGCAGUUGGCCCUGGAGACCAUGGACGGCCGGAGUGUGAACCCCAAGCUGGCCGGGCUGGUGGGCCACAGUGGACCCCAAAACAAACAAGCCUUUAUGGUGGCCUUCUUCAAAGCUGCCCAGAGCCGCCCACGCAGAGCCCGUUCUGCUGGCCCCAAGCAGCGGGGCCCCGGCCGGCCCAAGGUCCCCAAGAACCAGGAGGCACCGAGAGCCACCAGCACUGCAGGAAACAGCAGCACAGACCAAAAACAGGGUUGCAAGAAGCAUGAGCUCUUUGUCAGCUUCAGGGACCUGGGCUGGCAGGAUUGGAUCAUUGCGCCAGAGGGCUACGCUGCCUACUACUGCGACGGCGAGUGUGCCUUUCCCCUCAACUCAUACAUGAACGCCACCAAUCAUGCCAUUGUGCAGACGCUGGUCCACUUUGUAAACCCAGAGACGGUGCCCAGGCCCUGCUGUGCCCCUACUCAGCUGCAUGCCAUAUCUGUUCUCUAUUUCGACGACAGCUCCAACGUCAUUCUGAAGAAGUAUCGCAACAUGGUGGUCAGAGCUUGCGGCUGCCAUUGACAGAACUGCCGGUUAUCUCCUGAUAGUACCAUGAUUCAGGAGACAAAGAGAGCAGACUUCCUCCCCGUAGUGGACCAUAGACUCAAAGAGCCCUUACCCACAAUUCACAGGAUGUCAGACAGUUACCUGCAGUCUUGUCGCCCACAAGGAGGUCGGACAGUUGAUCUUUGCGGGCUGGGCAGUGUAGAUACACCAAUAAAUGGAGAACACUUGAAGAUCACCCAGAUGUAUGGAACCUGAACGUGUUAUGUCACUGUUGAUGACAGGUACCCGAUUUGAUGGUUCAGGUUCAUGAAGUGGGGAAUUAUUAUUAUUAUUAUUAUUAUUAUUAUUAUUAUUAUUAUUAGGGUGGUCUGGUGGUUAGAGGCAUUGUUUUAUAGGAGUAAGCUUACUGUAUUAAGUUAAUCUUGCUCCUUAAAAACUGUAAAUGCAUCAACAUGAAAUUUGAUAUCUCUGUAAACCACUUUGGAUGAAAGGAUCUUCUAUCCAAAUAAAAGAUAAAAAGAC
Messenger RNA from Paramormyrops kingsleyae, 5699 nucleotides. RefSeq names its product bone morphogenetic protein 7-like. Gene Ontology annotation, biological process: BMP signaling pathway. The record is from RefSeq and is a predicted model, not a curated record. NCBI's taxonomy places the organism in Eukaryota, Metazoa, Chordata, Actinopteri, Osteoglossiformes, Mormyridae. Gene Ontology annotation, cellular component: extracellular region. Gene Ontology annotation, molecular function: growth factor activity; cytokine activity.